GCCGCCGCCUCCUCCUCCGCCUCCGCGGCCCAGUCGGCGCCGCAGCAGUCCGAGGAGGGCGCGGGCGCGGGGCCCGGCGCGUGCAGCCUGCACCUCAGCGAGCGCGCCGACUGGCAGUACUCGCAGCGCGAGCUGGACGCAGUCGAGGUCUUCUUCUCGCGCACGGCCCGGGACAACCGGCUGGGCUGCAUGUUCGUGCGCUGCGCGCCCUCCAGCCGGUACACGCUGCUCUUCUCGCACGGCAACGCCGUGGACCUGGGCCAGAUGUGCAGCUUCUACAUCGGCCUCGGCUCGCGCAUCAACUGCAACAUCUUCUCCUACGACUACUCAGGCUACGGCGUGAGCUCGGGCAAGCCCUCCGAGAAGAACCUCUACGCCGACAUCGACGCCGCGUGGCAGGCGCUGCGCACCCGGUACGGUGUCAGUCCCGAGAACAUCAUCCUCUAUGGUCAGAGCAUCGGGACAGUCCCCACUGUAGACCUGGCCUCCCGAUACGAGUGUGCAGCUGUAAUUCUCCAUUCCCCUCUGAUGUCUGGCUUGCGUGUGGCUUUCCCAGAUACCAGGAAAACAUACUGCUUUGAUGCUUUCCCUAGCAUUGACAAGAUCUCUAAGGUCACCUCUCCUGUGUUGGUCAUUCACGGGACAGAAGACGAGGUCAUCGACUUCUCCCACGGCCUCGCGAUGUAUGAGCGCUGUCCCCGAGCUGUGGAGCCCCUCUGGGUGGAAGGGGCUGGGCACAAUGACAUAGAGCUUUACGCACAGUACCUAGAGAGACUAAAACAGUUCAUAUCUCACGAACUUCCUAACUCCUGAAGACAACAACUUGAUUUUACCUCAUUUACUGUGAAUGGAGGAGUCCUCUGGUUUGCACAUGCUUUAACUGGAUAGCUGUAAUGGCUUCAUAACCACAAAGAAGUGCCCAGCCUUUAGGGUGUUCUUAUCAAAGAGCUGAUGAAAUUUCAGUCUUUUGUAGCUAGAGAUGGUUCUACUAAUUCACACAACGCAUUAACCUGAGCAGUCAUGACUCCCAGCUUCAUUGCCUUGCAGGAGUAGGAAUGAGAGCUGAGUGUAGGGACAGUUUUCUGGUGCUGUGUGAAGUACGCUCCCCUCUGUUUCUCCAUUUCCGACUCACUUAUGCAGGACGCAGCCCUGUCCCCACCUGUAUCCUCCGUAUUUGAUGUGCAGCUCUCUUUCGGCCAUGGGACUCAUGAGUUCAAUCCAUUUGUGAAGCUGUGAUAGUGUAACUGGAAACUAUUGUGGUGAAAAUUCCUUUGUUAAUUUCUGUUUCCAUGCUGAUCUUUCCCCAGACAAGUAAACUGAAGGAUAAUUUACCGGAUUUAUCAUGAACCGCUUCAUCAACUGUACCCAUAUAAAUAUAACUGGAAUAUUCUUAAACAAAAGAAAACUAGGGGGUUUUUUAAGUGUAAAUUUAUUACUAGCCAACAGAGUUUUAAUAUUUUGAUUGUCUGGUUGGUUUAACAAAGAGCCUAGCUGACUUCUAUAAAAUCCUCCUCAUAGGCUUUUUUAAAGUACUGUACAUAUUUGCAAUCACAUUGUGCAUAGAUUCUUAAUGGGUAGUUUUCUUUUGUCAGGAUACAACAAUGAACUGCUAAAUUCCUCGUUUGUAAUGUAAAUGAUUGAAUACAUUUUGUUAAUAUGUUUUUAUUCCUAUGUUUUGCUAUUAAAAAAAUUUUAUAACAUUUCCAAGACAAAAAUUCCAAGUUUAUGCUUUGAAGAAUUUAUGUAAUUAAAAUUUCACUGAACUAAUCUUUUUAGUUUAGAAGUUAUUUGGGUUUUGACACUGGAGUUGCACCAAGUAAGCAUCAGAAAUGUAAGAUGCUUGAAAUUGCUACACUACUUGUAUUGGUUGGGGGGUUUGGGUUUUUUUUGGGGGGGUGGGUCUUUGGUUUUAUUUUAAUUUUAUUUUUAAAUUUAAAAGCCUUAAAUGUACUGUAAGCCUCAGAUUGUUGUACAACUGGAUUGCGGUUGAUUGCCAGUUUGUGUACUAUUGCUUGGAGGCAGCACAGUGGUUGGUGACGGAAUAAAGGAUGCAUGGAUCAGAA
Otolemur garnettii (small-eared galago) is the source of this 2063-nucleotide messenger RNA. RefSeq names its product abhydrolase domain containing 17C (gene ABHD17C). Gene Ontology annotation, biological process: protein depalmitoylation. Gene Ontology annotation, cellular component: plasma membrane; endosome membrane. The record is from RefSeq and is a predicted model, not a curated record. The transcript is spliced from 3 exons. Gene Ontology annotation, molecular function: palmitoyl-(protein) hydrolase activity. Lineage: Eukaryota; Metazoa; Chordata; Mammalia; Primates; Galagidae. The annotation marks the transcript as partial.